AUUUCUUUGUAUAUAUAUAACAAUAUAGUCAUACUAGAACGAUGAGUUUCCAAAAACGAAAUGCAGAUCAACAACCUAAACUUCCUCCUGGAUCACGUCUUAGUGCAUAUAAUGGACAAUUAUUAAUAUCAACAGGGGUGCCAUCGCUCGAUGAUAUUCUUGGAGGAGGCUUACCUGUAGGUACCGUAUUAUUAGUCAAGGAAGAUCGUGCAACCACCUAUGCUCAACUAUUACUCAAAUAUUUCAUGGCUCAAGGUAUUUCGUCAGGACAUCAUUGUACACUCGUAUCCAAAGACGAAGAUCCUUCUGAAAUGGCCCGCAAUCUCAUGUGGUUGGCAUCCUCCGAUGCUGAUAUGGAUGACGAUGAUCUCGGCAACAAGACAAGUAAUACUGGUGAAAGUGAUCGAAUGAAGAUUGCUUGGAGAUAUUCUCAUCUCAAAAAGUUUGAAACAAGUGUCAAGGCAACGCCAGUACCUACACCACGCCCUGUCACCAAAGAUACCGUUUCUACACCUACUACUAGUGCUGACAAAUCAAAGGAUCCUCCACCUUAUUGUAGUUUAUUUGAUCUUACCAAACGCAUUCCCGAAACUAUAUUGGAACAAGCUUCGUUAUCUUUGAUAGAUCCUUCUUCAGAAAAUAAUGAUGAUGAUACUGUGGAUCAAUAUGGUGAUUUGAUACAAAAAAUACGAAAAGUGAUUUUGGAUGGAAACUUUAGUUCGGCAAUCCCUGUUCCUCCAGGUACUCAACGAAAUGCAUUACGGAUAGCUAUUCAUUCUCUGGCUUCACCUAGUUGGCAAUCCAAAUCAUCACAUGAUCUAUUCAAGUUUUUCCAUGCUCUUAGAGGUUUAUUACGAUUCUCUUUUGGUGCUGCUAUUGUGACAAUUCCUGCCUAUUUAUAUGAAGAAGUACCGAAUUAUAUCUGUCGUGUAGAACAUGCUGUAGAUGCAGUAAUAGAAAUUGAAUCAUUUGCUGGAUCAUCUUUACAUAAUGAUAAACCAUAUACACAAAACUACCAUGGAUUCUUUCACGUUCACAAGUUACCAGUCCUCAAUUCUCUUUUACCACCAAGUACUAAAUUAUCCGUAUUAUCUGCUGGAGGAAGCAAUGAUCUAGCAUUCAAAUUACGAAGAAAACGAUUUGCCAUAGAAACAUUCCAUUUACCGCCUGAAGGAGGAGUAGUAACACGUCGAACAGAAGCACCAGAAACUACAGAAAAACCAGCAAAGAAUAAAGGAUCAGUACAAAAACGACAAAUUGGUGGUGGAUGUGGCUCAAGACCAGGAAAAGUGGAUCCAUUGGAAUUCUAAAAUUAGAAUUAACUAUAUAUAUACAUGU
Molecule: messenger RNA, 1338 nt
Organism: Halteromyces radiatus
Lineage: Eukaryota; Fungi; Mucoromycota; Mucoromycetes; Mucorales; Cunninghamellaceae
Product: Elongator complex protein 4
Exons: 5
Coding region: 42-1310 (422 amino acids)
Biological process (GO): tRNA wobble uridine modification
Cellular component (GO): cytoplasm; transcription elongation factor complex; elongator holoenzyme complex
Source: RefSeq, a predicted model, not a curated record